Chrysochloris asiatica (Cape golden mole) is the source of this 3894-nucleotide messenger RNA. It is a transcript of the gene SCAF1, whose product is annotated as SR-related CTD-associated factor 1. Gene Ontology annotation, molecular function: RNA polymerase II C-terminal domain binding. The record is from RefSeq and is a predicted model, not a curated record. The transcript is spliced from 11 exons. Bases 85 to 3894 code for a protein of 1269 amino acids. Lineage: Eukaryota; Metazoa; Chordata; Mammalia; Afrosoricida; Chrysochloridae.
CCUCCCCUCCCCUCCUCUUCGGCUUCCGAGCCCCGCCCCGCCCCGCGCCGGGGCCGGAGCCGCAGCCCGAGCGGCGGGGUGACCAUGGAGGAGGAUGAUGAGUCUCGAGGGAAGACGGAGGAGUCGGGUGAGGAGCGGGGUGACGGUCCACCAGACAGAGACCCUACGCUUUCUCCUUCCGCGUUUAUCCUGCGGGCCAUUCAGCAGGCAGUGGGGAGCUCGCUGCAGGGGGAGCUGCCGAACGAGAAAGAUGGCUCCCGGUGUUAUGGCCUACGUUGGAGGCGCUGCCGGAGCCCACGGUCAGAGUCCCGUACCCAGGACUCUGGGGGGACGGACACAGCUGCUGUGUUGGACAUGGCCGCAGACAGCUUCCUCGCGGGGCUGGUGAGCGUUCUGGAACCCCCUGACACCUGGGUGCCUAGCCGUCUAGACCUACGGCCUGGCGAAAGUGAGGACAUGCUGGAGCUGGUGGCUGAAGUCCGCAUUGGUGACAGGGAUCCUGUCCCUCUGCCCGUGCCCAGCCUGCUGCCCCGUCUCCGGGCCUGGAGGACGGGCAAAACGGUUUCUCCACAGUCUCACGCGUCUCAGCCCACCUGUGCCCGCCACCUCCUGACCUUAGGCACCGGAGACGGGGGCCCUGCCCCUCCCCCUGCCCCCUCUUCUGCCUCUUCCUCCCCUUCCCCUUCCCCCUCAUCAUCCUCACCAUCCCCUCCGCCACCCCCACCUCCCCCAGCACCCCCCGCCCCAACUGCUCCACGAUUUGACAUCUACGACCCUUUCCACCCCACCGACGAGGCCUACUCCCCACCCCCUGCUCCAGAGCAGAAAUAUGACCCUUUUGACCCCACCGGCUCCAACCCCAGUUCCUCAGCUGGGACCCCCUCACCAGAGGAGGACGAAGAAGAGGAAGAAGAGGAGGAGGAGGAGGAAGGUCUGUCGCAGAGCAUCAGCCGUAUCUCGGAGACCCUCGCGGGCAUCUAUGAUGACAACAGUCUGAGCCAGGACUUCCCAGGCGAGGAGAGUCCCCAACCGGACCCCCCGCCCCCGGCUCAGGCACCAGCUACCCCACCCCAGGUGGAUUCUACACGCACUGAUGGGGCCACCCGCCGGCGCGUCUUUGUGGUGGGGACUGAGGCGGAAGCCUGCCGGGAAGGCAAGGUCUCCGUGGAGGUGGUGACUGCCCCGCCAGCCCCGGCCGAGCCUGAGAUUGAGGAGGGUGAGAUCGUGCAGCCCGAGGAUGAGCCCCGGCUGACGCUUCCCGCCCUCUUCCGGCCCCCACCACAGCCCCCCGUGGCCCGGGCCCCUGAGGGUGACGACUUCUUGUCCCUGCACGCCGAGUCCGACGGCGAAGGGGCUCUGCAGGUGGACCUUGGAGAGCCGGCCACUGUCCCACCAGCCGCCGACACACGCUGGGGGGGCCUGGAUCUCCGCCGUAAGAUCCUAACACAGCGGCGCGAGCGCUACCGUCAGCGCUCAGCAUCCCCGGCCACCACUGCUGCCACAGCUGUUCCUGCCUCCGGGCCUCCCGCCCGUAAGAAGUCCAAGCGGGAGCACAAGCGCCACGGAGGCAGUGGUGGGGAGGCCAAGGAGGCUGCCUCAUCCUCGGCCGGCACCCAGCCCACUGCACCCACCCCCACCCCUGCUGUUGCCACCUGGGACUCCAAGAAGCACCGCUCACGGGACCAUAAGCCAGGCUCCCAUGCCUCAUCCUCAUCCCGCCGCCGCUCCCGCUCCACCCGCCGCCGUUCGCGCUCCCGCAGCACUGAGCGCCGUCGUGGGGGUAGCCGCCGCUCCCGCUCCCGGGAAAAGCGGCGCCGAAGACGGCGCUCAGCCUCCCCGCCACCAGCCACCUCCUCUUCAUCAUCAUCCCGACGGGAGCGGCACCGUGGCAAGCACCGGGAAGGCGGCAGCAGUAAGAAGAAGAAGAAGCGGUCAAGGUCAAGGGGGGAGAAGCGGUCUGGGGACGGCAGCUUGGAGAAGGCCUCGGGCCUGGUGCCUCUGGCUUCAGGUUUGUCCAUAUCGGGUAGCGAGCGGGACAGCCGCCGCCGGGGAGCCGUGCCACCCUCCAUCCAGGACCUCACGGACCAUGACCUGUUCGCCAUCAAGCGCACCAUCACGGUGGGCCGGCCUGACAAGUCUGAGCCUCGGGGUGCCUCGCCGGUCCCCACCUCGUCGCCCAAGCGUGAGGUCCUGUACGACUCGGAGGGACUGAGUGGCGACGAACGGGGUGGUAAGAGCAGCGAGAAGGACCGGCGCCGGGGGGCAGCUUCCUCCUCCCGCGAGAAGGGGUCCAGGAGGAAGGUGCUGGAUGGGGGCGACCGGGACAGAGACAGGGACAGGUCAUCCAAGAAGGCCCGACUCCCCAAGGAUUCAGGGCCUCCUUCAGGGCCCCCGCCAAAGGCAGUGAGCAGCGGCUCGGGCUCGUCCUCCUCCUCGUCCUCCUGCUCCUCACGGAAGGUGAAGCUGCAGUCCAAGGUGGCCGUGCUGAUCCGGGAGGGCGUCAGCAGCACCACUCCAGCCAGGGAGGCCGCCUCGGCUGGCCUGGGCUCCAUCGGUGUCAAGUUUAGCCGAGACCGGGAAAGCCGUUCACCGUUCCUGAAACCCGAUGAGCGGGCUCCCACUGAGGUGGCCAAAGCUGCACCGGGCAGCACCAAGACCAAGAAGACCAAGGUCAAGGCCAAGGCUGGGGCCAAGAAAGCCAAGGGGACCAAGGGCAAGACCAAACCAUCCAAAACUCGGAAAAAGGUCCGGAGCAGUGGGAGCGGCAGUGGCCCCGUGACGCUGAAGAAGUCUAAGGCGGACAGCUGUAGUCAGGCUGCUGGGACCAAGGGUGCUGAGGAGACAUCUUGGUCCGGGGAAGAGCGGGCCGCCAAAGUGCCCAGCACCCCACCUCCCAAGGUGGCCCCUCCACCGCCUGCACUCACCCCCGACUCACAGACCGUGGAUAGCAGCUGCAAGACACCCGAGGUCUCCUUCCUGCCUGAAGAGGCCACUGAGGACACUGGGGUUCGGGAUGGAGCAGAGGAUGAGGAGGAGGAUGAGGACGAAGAGGAGGAGGAGGAAGAGGAAGAGCAGCAGCCAGCCACCACCACAGCCACCAGCACAGCUGCAGCUGCCCCCAGCGCUGCCCCUAGUGCGGGCUCUACUGCUGGCGACUCUGGGGCUGAGGAUGGGCCGGCUGCCCGCGUAUCCCAGCUGCCCACCCUGCCCCCACCCAUGCCCUGGAACCUGCCGGCAGGGGUGGACUGCACCACCAGUGGGGUCCUGGCCUUGACUGCGCUGCUCUUCAAGAUGGAGGAAGCCAACCUGGCCAGCCGAGCAAAGGCCCAGGAGCUGAUCCAGGCCACCAACCAGAUCCUCAGCCACAGAAAACCCCCCUCAGGUCUGGGGGUAACCCCGGCUCCUGUGCCCACCUCUCUGGGCCUGCCUUCCGGCCCCUCCAGCUAUCUGCUUCCCGGCAGUCUCCCCCUGGGUGGCUGUGGUUCCACCCCGCCCACCCCCACGGGGUUGGCGACAGCGUCUGACAAGAGAGAAGGUAGCAGCAGCUCUGAGGGACGUGGGGACACCGACAAGUACCUGAAGAAGCUGCACACACAGGAGCGGGCUGUGGAGGAAGUAAAGCUGGCCAUCAAGCCGUACUAUCAGAAGAAGGACAUCACAAAGGAGGAGUACAAGGACAUUCUGAGGAAGGCCGUCCACAAGAUAUGCCACAGCAAAAGCGGGGAGAUCAACCCGGUGAAGGUGAGCAACCUGGUGCGGGCCUACGUCCAGCGCUACCGCUACUUCCGCAAACAUGGCCGCAAGCCAGGGGACCCUCCAGGGCCCCCACGGCCACCCAAGGAGCCGGGUCCCCCUGACAAGGGUGGCCCAGGCUUGCCCCUGCCCCCACUCUGA